This is a messenger RNA of Cydia amplana, 448 nucleotides long. RefSeq names its product serine protease inhibitor Kazal-type 1-like. The transcript is spliced from 2 exons. The record is from RefSeq and is a predicted model, not a curated record. Gene Ontology annotation, molecular function: protein binding. Bases 198 to 446 code for a protein of 82 amino acids. NCBI's taxonomy places the organism in Eukaryota, Metazoa, Arthropoda, Insecta, Lepidoptera, Tortricidae.
CAUCCAGGCGCGAUGGUUAUGCCACAAAAACAAUAGUUAAUGUAUGCGAAUCGUAACGGAAGAGCCGUCGAUUCGACACAGAACAUUGCUGUUUUAUCAAUUAAUACGACGUAUUCGUACCAUUGUAAAGAAACCGAUUAAAGUUAAGGUGUAUAAAGGUAGUGCAAGUUUGAGGAAGGCCACUUGGUUAUUCAGAAAUGAAGUUAAUAUUGGUGUUCUCGCUUCUCACGGUGUUGGUAUCAGCAUUCGAAGACAUCCCUCCCCCCUCCACCCCCUCCUGCCCCUGCGCCAGGAUCUACAUGCCCCUCUGCGCCUCCAACGGAGUGACGUACAACAAUAAGUGCGAGUUUGAGUGCGCGCAGCGGAAUUUGGCAAAUACGGGGGUGCAAAUUGGAGUGAUAAGGCAUGGACGAUGCGAAGAGCCGAGUGGUUAUUAUGAUGCUUAGUC